CUCUCUCAGGCUGGGGUCGGCAAACCUUUUUCAUCCCCACAGCAGCAGGCUCGUCUUCCAUAGCUACCCCAGCACACCCGGUUUCAGUGAGGAGGGCACAGGAGAGCCAAGCAAUGGUCUGAGCUGCAGCAGCAGCCGCCCAGGGACCCAGCCCGAGCUUGCCCCCGCAGAGGGAGGGCUAGCAGCGGAGGGCGCCCCGGGGAAGGCGCCACUCAACCACCACCCCCGGGGCAGGGACGCAGGCGGCAGCGCCCGUCCCCUCUCCGGGCGCGGCAGCAGGAAGGGGGCGAACCGCCCUGCCCCGCACGGCCGCAGCCUGGCGUGAGAGCGCCCCGGGCCGAGGCCGGCCGGGAGCAGCGGAGCCGCGGGCUACGCACCCAGCAGGAGACCGUCCAUGUCAAAGAUCAGUUAAUGGGAGUGGACUUUCCACCCAUAUAGUGGUGAUAAGUGCAUGCAGCCAGCUUGUUUGAAAUCUGGAGGCAGAAAGUGAAACAGCCUGCCGUGAGGAGGAAGAUGAGGAUCCUCAUACUUCUACUAUUUUAUCACUUUGCCACAAAGAAUGCCAAAAGUUACCAAACUUCAAAUCCCAACUUUAUUUUAAUCAUGGUUGAUGACCUUGGCAUUGGAGAUCUGGGAUGUUAUGGAAACAAAACUUUAAGAACCCCCAAUAUUGACAAGCUAGCUAAAGGAGGAGUGACAUUUACUCAACACAUAGCAGCAUCUCCACUGUGUACCCCAAGCAGAGCAGCUUUUCUGACAGGCCGAUACCCUGUCAGAUCAGGAAUGGCUGCAUUGUCAAACAUUGGUGUCUUCUUAUUUUCUGCCUCUUCUGGUGGACUACCCCCUGAAGAAAUAACUUUUGUGAAGCUUUUGAAGCAGAAAGGUUAUUCUACAGCUCUUAUAGGAAAGUGGCAUCUUGGGAUGAACUGUAACAGCAGGGAUGACUUCUGUCAUCACCCCCUCAAUCAUGGAUUUGAUUACUUCUAUGGGCUCACCGUGACCAGUCUUAGAGACUGCAAACCAGGGGAAGGCAGCGUGUUUGUGGCAGGGGUUCGAGCAUAUCUUGCCACUCCACUUCAGCUCAUCGGCAUCACCCUAAUCUCUUUGGAGGUGCUGCAUUAUAUUGAUCUCCUCAGAAUACCCCGUGGAGCACUGCGCUACUUCUUUUUAAUAUCCACAGUUUUAUUUGGACUUUUGCUCAUUUUCUUUUAUACUUUUCCAUAUCUAAACUGCUUUUUGAUGAGGAACCACCAGAUUAUCCAGCAGCCACUGUCCUAUAAGAACCUUACUCAAAGAUUGACGGAAGAAGCUGUACAGUUUAUAGGAAGGAAUGCUGAUGCACCAUUUCUUCUUUUCCUGUCCUACCUUCAAGUCCACACUGCUCUAUAUGCAUCAAAGGAUUUCAAAGGAAAGAGCAAACAUGGCUUAUAUGGGGAUGCUGUAGAGGAAAUAGACUGGAGUGUAGGAAAGAUUCUGGAUGUGCUAGAGAAAUGGAAUCUGAAUGAUAAGACUCUUGUAUACUUCACAUCUGACCAGGGGGCACAUGUUGAAGAAGUCUCUAGCACUGGAGAAGUCCAUGGGGGGUAUAAUGGAAUUUAUAAAGGUGGAAAGGCUACAAACUGGGAAGGAGGUAUUCGUGUGCCUGGUCUUCUUCACUGGCCAGGAGUGGUACAGGCAGGUGUCCAUAUUGAUGAGCCCACAAGUAACAUGGAUAUAUUCCCUACAGUGGUUAAACUUGCAGGGAUACCAUUACCCAAAGACAGAAUUAUUGAUGGACAUGAUCUGAUGCCCUUGCUUCAAGGGAAAAUUCUCCGAUCCGAGCAUGAAUUUCUCUUCCAUUACUGUAAUGCAUAUUUAAAUGCAGUGCGCUGGCAUCCAGGAAACAGUGAAUCUAUUUGGAAAGCUUUUUUCUUCACUCCAAACUUUGAUCCAGAAGGCUCCAACGGUUGCUAUAAUUCCCACGUGUGCUAUUGCUAUGGAAGACUUGUCACACACCAUAACCCACCGCUACUCUUUGAUCUCUCCAGAGACCCCGGAGAGAAGAAUCCACUAACACCAGAGACUGAACAUCGUUUCUAUGAAAUCCUUGAUGUCGUUCAACAAGCUGUAAACAACCAUACAAAAUCAUUGCACAUAGUCUCCAACCAGUUAUCAUGGGGUAAUAUCCUUUGGAAGCCCUGGCUUCAGUUAUGUUGCUCGUCCUUCUUUCUGUCUUGUUACUGUGACCAUGAGUCAGAAGAAAAAGUAAGCUUGCCUAAGGCAUGACACCUCUGAAACACACACACAUGCUUUUGGGAUAAACAUAUCUGCAAUUUUACCUACAAUCAUUGGAACAAGCAGUAUUGGUAGAUUGUUUGCUUGAACCACUACAAUACCUAACCUUUUACAAUCCCACUGGGGCUCCUAGGACUCUAUCAUAGGUUUAUAGUAUCUGCUGGAAUCCCAAAUCCUACUAUAUAGGGUAAACCAUCUUUUAAAUACACCAUUUCCAAAUAUUUUGGGGGGAGGGAAAACCACUCCUGGACCCUCCAUUCCAGAAGAAAGAGUAUGUUCCGGAGUAGAGCAACCCUUUCUACCCUUAGAAUCAUAGACUGUCAGGGAUGGAAGGGACCUCAGGAGGUCAUCUAAUCCAAACCCCUGCUCAAAGCAGGACUGAUCCCCAAGUAAAUCAUCCCAGCCAGGGCUUUGUCAAGCCUGACCUUAAAAACUUCUAAGGAAGGAGAUUCCACCACCUCCCUUGGCACGGUUCCUUUCUCAUGCAAUGUUUGCAUGAAGCAGGGGUGCCUGCCAUACUCGCAGACGGUCAAGCUGUAGUCACUCUACAGAGAGCACUAUUUCUUAAGACCUCUGACUCCAUCUGUGUUCACAAGCUUUGAAGGUAUGUAACUACAGCUUCCAGCUCCAACUGUCACACAUCGCUCCUGCCCCCACUGGUAACUAUCAUCUACUGUUAGGAGAGUAUUUCAGCAAGAGAAAAUUAUAAAAAAGAUACCACCGUGACGAGGGCUACAGAACUACCUAGACAGAUGGACAAACAGACACAGAAACAGACAGAUAAAGAAAGGAUUUGUAGCAGCAAUCAUGACAAGCAAUCAAUGCUGCUAUAAAACCAAAAAUAGAUGACUGACUAUACAAUACAACUUAUGGAUGACUACACAGUAACAGUUGCUCAUAUUUAACGGGACUAACAGAUGAUGUCACUUGCAUUCCCCAGUUUCUGGGAGGGCAGAUAGGAAUGCUGAGCUGCUGACAGGCGGGAAGACAGAAAAGCAGGAAAAGGAGUGUGUCAUAUGAAGCCUUUUACAGCCACUAAUCAUGUGGAGAGGUCCAACUUGGCCCAGUCAACUGGAUCCAUCCUACUUCACUAACAAGGUCCAUAAUAACAAUAAACACCCCAAAACAGGGUCCAAACACUGAAUGGCCAAUUCUGCCCAAUCCAUAUGUCCAAACUCCAAACACAGGCCAUGCCAAGAGGGUCUCUCUCUCUCAGUGGCUACUGUGGAAACCAGCUGUUUCACUGAUGACAGAGAACUGCAUUUUUUUUAAAGGUCUUGCUUCAAAUGUUUGAAAUUAUUUGCUUUGAAAACCCCCUACAAAGUCUGUUGUUUUCUGAGAAGUCUAAACAAAGUAGCUCAAAUUUACCCAAGGCUGAAUAUGUAUACUCUGUAUUCUUAAUAAGGCCUGGGGAAAUCUUUAGCACUUAUGGGCUAAUUUCAGUACCAGUAUUUACUCUGUAUCUUGUUCACUCACAUUUUCUUUUCAUUCUGCAGCAAAGCAAAUUAUUAUUAUUAUUGGCAGAUAUUAUGAACAGGAAAACAUAUCAGCAAUAUAAACUAAAAUUAUGUGAUCCCUAAUAAUAUGAGACUUUCACCUUAUCACAGAAACCUAGUGAAUUACUGUCCAUCCAACAACAUAAUGCAUUAAGGCAGGGGUCAACCUUCGGCACACAGUCCAUCAGAGUAAUCCGUUGGUGGGCCAUGAGACAUUUUGUUUAUUUUGACCGUCUGCAGGCAUGGCCCCACACAGUUCCCAGUGGCUGCAGUUUGCUGUUCCCGCCAAAGGGGGAUGCAGGAAGCCGCAGGGGCGUGCUGACUGCUGCUUCCCGCAGCCCCCAUUGGCCGGGAAUGGUGAACUGCAGCCACUGGGAACUGCGGUGGGCCAUGACUGCGGACAGUCAACAUAAACAAAAUGUCUGGCAGCCCGCCAGCGGAUUACCCUGAUGGGCCACAGGCCGAAGGUUGCCAACCCCUGCAUUAAGUUAAGGGUUCUCAAACUGAGGGUUGUGAGCUGUCAGCCCCCAGGCGGUUGGGCUCCAGCUGUCAGCCCCACACCUGGCUGACUCCGAAGCCCAUGCGUGCACCCAGCUCUGCAGACAGCACCACCAUCAGCAGCAGCACAGAAUUAAGGGUGGCAAUGGGACACUAAGACAUCUGUGAAAAGUGAUAUUUACAAAGUUUCUUCACCCCACGCCCAGCACUAAAUAGUAACUAUGAAAAAAAUAGCUUUCCUGCUUAUCACAAUGAUUAGAUAAAAAUGUAUUUUAGUCUUAAUAUAAAAGAGGUGAGAAAAGGCAAAUUCAUUUUAAACAAUAGGGUUAUAAAUUUAGCAUUUAAAAUGUAUUUUUAAUUUAUAAGGGGGGGGUCUCAUUCAGAGACUUGCUGUGUGAAAGGGGUCACCAGCACAAAAAGUGCGAGAGCUACUGCAUUAGGGGGUUUCUGGUGGUAUUAGCAAGUCCCUAACACAAUAUGAUCUUUGCUGAUAUUAACACUCAAAAACUACAUUUAGCUAAUAUUAAAGUUGUAACACCGUUUUUUCGAGCUGCCUGUCAUGGUAAUAUAUGUUUUGAUUUAGAGUCUAGCCCUCUGCCUAUUAUAACCUAGUGUUUUAUUUGCCUUUUUAAUGAAACUCAUGCACUGAAGCUCAAGGUUUCACAGAUUUAUCCAUGGCAUCCAUACAUUUUUCCUGGUAAGUAUGGUGUCAUAUUUCCCAUAUUCCCUAUUUUGGAUGGUUCAUUGCAGAUUUAUCAUUGUGCAGUUUUUCUAAAUGUUAUGCCAUGCAUGCCAUCUGUAGGUUGACAAUAACAUAGCAAGAUCCUGUGUAUUGUGACAAGUCAGGUCCAAUAACUCCCUGAUAACCAAUGUGGGCUAUUUAUAUUACAGCUGAAAAGUCAUGAGAUGGCCAUUCAGCUUGGUUUCCUGUCUGCUUUAUUAAAUCACAGCACAUACAUGAUAAAUUUAGCAACAAAGAAAUCUGUUUAUGCUUGUUUUACUGCAAGUACUUUUCGACUGUCAUCUAUGGGAACUUUUCAAGCAUGAGUGUAUGCAACAUUAUACGUUCUCAUACAUUUCUUGCUUACUAUGCAGUGAUGUAUUCAGCUGAGCUAUUUUACAUUGUUGAACCCAUCUUUGUCCUCAGAAUUCCCUAGCUGUGACCUCAAUAAGACUCUCAAUGGAUACUCUUAAAAACGUCCAUAUCUUCUUCCUUUCCUCUGGCAGUUGCCCAGCUUGGUAUCUUUUUUUUCUGCAUGAUGCUGAUUCAACUGUUCCUUUUUAGAUGCAGAGAGGUAAUGACCAAGAGCAGUAAUUCCUCCACCCACCUCUUUGAUCUCUUUUCCCCAACUGAAUUAGGACUGUCCAAUACCCCCUUUUUCUUGAAAUCAUCCAGGUCUUUCUGAUCUCCAUGCCUAGGAGCUUUACACACCUCAAAUUCUUCCUCGCCCCUUUCCAUUUGUCUCCAUAUCUAUUCCAAUCACCACAGUAAAAAGAAAUCUUUUUGAAUAGAUGCAGUUUUCUGAGCUCUACUACUUUAAUCCUCUACUUAUUAGUUAAGGUCUAAUAAGAAUGCUUAAGUUAACUGUAUAUUAUAACAUCAAAGAUGUUUAAAAAAACAUGGACAGUUGAAGUUAUUUCUUGUUUGUGCCACAUUUCAUGUUUACAAAAAUAUGAUUUAAUUUUUUGACACUGAAAAUAAAAUCUGCAAUCUAAUUUUAUAAUUGUUACUUCAAUAAAAUUGUAUUAAGAAUUACACUAUAUUUUUCAGCAGUUAUAUUGGAUGCUAUUUUGUUUAGUGCUUAAUAAAAUAAUCCCCCCACAUUACAAAUGUAUUGUAUCUUUCAGUGGCAUAUCAGAUCCUGAUAAUUAAAACAGUCUUGUAUGUAUGCAGAAUAAAAAGUGAAGUACAAUGUACCAUCU
Molecule: messenger RNA, 6191 nt
Organism: Chelonia mydas (Green sea turtle)
Lineage: Eukaryota; Metazoa; Chordata; Testudines; Cheloniidae
Gene: STS
Product: steroid sulfatase
Exons: 11
Coding region: 514-2265 (583 amino acids)
Molecular function (GO): arylsulfatase activity
Source: RefSeq, a predicted model, not a curated record